This is a messenger RNA of Temnothorax curvispinosus, 1642 nucleotides long. RefSeq names its product venom dipeptidyl peptidase 4-like. NCBI's taxonomy places the organism in Eukaryota, Metazoa, Arthropoda, Insecta, Hymenoptera, Formicidae. The transcript is spliced from 8 exons. The annotation marks the transcript as partial. Gene Ontology annotation, biological process: proteolysis. Gene Ontology annotation, molecular function: serine-type peptidase activity; dipeptidyl-peptidase activity. The record is from RefSeq and is a predicted model, not a curated record.
AUUUUUAAACGAGCUUUCUUCUUCCAUCGUAAGAAAAUACUUGUAACAAAAAUUGUCCUAUAUAUUUACAGCACAUUUGAAGAGAUUGCGAAUGAAGCUUUUAUCUCGCUGGCAUUAUGGUCACCGAUCGGCAGUGACUUAGUUUACGUUCUCGAUAACGAUAUUUAUCAUAUGACUUUCAAUCGCAGCCAGAAUGUAGUACGAAGAUUGACGACUAGUGGCGAACCCGGAAUCAUUUACAAUGGAAUUCCGGACUGGGUAUAUGAAGAGGAAGUAUUUGGAUCUCCGACCGCGACGUGGUAUUCACCGGAUGGACGAUAUUUGGCCUUUGCAACCUUCAACGAUACUCAAGUAAAGGACAUGGCCAUUUUUCAUUAUGGCAUCCCUGGUUCUCUUGAAGACCAAUAUCCUACGGAAGUGAGAAUAAAGUACCCCAAGGUAGGUACACCGAAUCCGACAGUAACUCUAUCGGUGAUCGACUUGACAGAUCCAUCGUCAGAAGCAGUCACCUUGGAAGCGCCCGUUGAUGUGGUUACGAGUGAUAACGUUCUAUAUAACGUGAACUGGUGGAACCAAACACACGUGAUCACGACAUGGACGAACCGUGUACAGAACCAAUCCCAGCUGACGAUGUACAACACACAAGGGGAUAUCAAAUUGGUUUUUUUCGACGAGGAGACCGAGGGCUGGCUUCAACCGAAUAUCCCUAUAAAAACCGGCAAUUAUGUUUUGUAUUUACGGCGAGAGGAUUCUGGCACCAGUGCCGGCAGAUUCCGUCAUAUAGACAGGUACGAAUACAAGGACGAUCGGUUUAUUAAACCGGUAGAUCUGACACCCGGGCCCUCCGAAGUUCACACGAUCCUGGCAGUCGAUUCGGCCAGAGGCAGAGUUUACUACCUCGCCACGGCGCCGGGUGAACCGACCCAGAGGAAUUUGUAUUCGGUGCCUCUGGAUGGGAGCCAGGAACCGACUUGCAUAUCCUGCGAGCUGCUAACGCCGGAAGGAAACAAAUGCACUUACGCGACCGCGUCUUUCUCGAGCCAGAGAUCGUUUUACGCCCUCACCUGUGCCGGGCCUGAUCCAACUACGGUGACGAUUUACGACGAGAAUCAUCAGCCAGUCUCGACUUGGACCAAUAACGACCUGACAAGGAAACUUUUGUCGCGAAAACUGAUGCCGAAACAAAAAGAUUUCAACAUUACCGUGAACGGUUAUGACUGCAGGGUCAGAUUGCUCCUGCCGCCGGAUUUCGACGAAAACAAAUCGUAUCCCUUGCUGGUAUUCGUCUACGCCGGUCCGAACUCGGCCAGGAUCACCGAUGACCACAAAAUCGGAUACGAGCAUUAUUUUACGACCAGCCGAGACGUGGUCUAUGCACGGAUCGAUGCACGAGGAUCGGCCUAUAAAGGCAGCAACAUGCUCUUCGAGAUAUAUCGAAAGCUAGGCACCGUAGAGGUUGAAGAUACGAUCGCUGUCACCUCAAUUCUGCAGAAGCAGUACAAGUGGAUCGACGCAAACAGGACUGGCGUAUGGGGUUGGAGCUACGGCGGCUUCACCACUGGCAUGGUGCUUGCGCAAGAUGCCAACUCCGUCUUCAAGUGCGGUAUAUCUGUCGCGCCUGUGACUUCCUGGAUCUAUUACG